Messenger RNA from Funneliformis geosporum, 1074 nucleotides. NCBI's taxonomy places the organism in Eukaryota, Fungi, Glomeromycota, Glomeromycetes, Glomerales, Glomeraceae. The record is from the annotation of a GenBank genome assembly.
AUGUCGUUCUAUUGUUUCGAAACAAGACAAGACCGCACAUUGGCACCAUAUCCACCACCGGAAUUCUCUCAACAAUUAGAAAAAAUGUCUCCAGCGGAAAUUGUGGACCAUAUAAUAAAUACAAACAUUGACCCACAUACUCUUCUAAAAAUCGAAAAAUCAAUAGCAGUACCACUUAGACAACUUAUUUCUCCAAGAGAGAAUAGACGUCGUCGUUGCAUUCCUCGCCCACAAAAUAAUUUUGUACUUUAUCGAAGGAACUUUCAUGCCGUGAUCACAAAAGAAAGAGGUCAUGGCGUUGCAAAGGAUUUCAAAUUAAUAUCAAACGAAGCUGCUAAAAAUUGGUCGGCCGAAACAAAUGAAACCAAACAAUUAUACGAAUUAAUCGCCGAUUGCGCCAAAAAGGUUCAUGAUUGUACUUAUCCCCAGUACGUUUAUCAACCAAAGCACAAGUCAAAUAAAAAAGGUGCGAACAAUACAAUAUUUAGAGAGGUAACCGUGGAUUCUUGUAGUAAAAAGAACAAUGAUAAAAAUAAGGAUGGUAAAGAUUCAAAGGUUAAAUCUGAUCCAAAGAAAGACAGAAUUACAAUGACAAAAAGUUUUGUUAGUAGUAAUAUAAUUGCAACAACGACUUUCUUAUCCGCCGAUAUUGAUGUUCCUCUUGGUGCUUCCAUAACAAAUAUAAAUCAAUUUAACAAAACUGGUAAUAGCUCAGACAUAUCACUAUCGAAUUCAGAAGAAAACAAGAAAGAAUGGCGCUGGGCGCAUUACAGUCAAAAUGAGGCAACGAUAAAUACGAUCAAUAAUGUAAGGAAUGUAAUGAUUGCAACCGGUACAAAACCAACAAAAGCACUUCCUCCCGCGGGUGUUCCCGUGAGCCCACGACCUCCUGGGAGCUCACAUUCUCCAGUGAGCACCAAUUCUCCAACGAGUCCACUUCCCCCUGUGACCAUACCUCCACAUUCCGUGAAUGCAUUUCCAACAUUGCCUACAAUUGAUGCUCCAAUUUCUACGCAUUUCACUUCAUAUGACAAAAAUGUUUGGAAAUUGGUCAAUAGUUUCGCAAAACUUUAA